GCGCUCUCCCCUUUGCUAUAAAUACCGAUCCGAUUCGAAUUGUACCUCACACCUUCUGAUUCUUGUUCUUCUCUCUCAAUCUCAGCGAGUUUCACAGUUGAUCGGAGCUCCGAUUUCAGAUUCCGGUUGGCCGCCGCGAGCUUGUGUAUUCGCUGAUUGAACGAAGUUCGUUUUUCUAUUAAGACAGUUUUCUGUAGCUCGUAAUUCUUGUCUGCUAAUCAUCUUCUUGUGGUGGUAUGGUUUGGAUCCUCGUUUGAUUAUGUUUUGUUUUCUUAGGCAAUGUAAUGAGCAUUUGCCUUUGGCCUGAAUUUUUUUAAUUGGAAAAGAAAAGGGAUUUGGGAUCUUAUACCUUCUGGUUUAGUUCAACUUUUUGUGAGUGGUUCGGUCCUGUUCUUGUUCCCUCUGCAACUACAAUUGUGGAGGUAUAAGGUCUCGAAUUUUCUGUGUUCUGUUCCUUGCGAUUAUUGUCGUUGAAACUCUUGUUGUAUGUUUCUUUUUGGUGCGAGCGAAAUUAAUUCAAAUGAUACUUCGGGAUGGGUCUGGGCAAUGUUGGUUCCUGAUGCUUUUUUUUUUUCCUUGUCUGGUGUUAUGUUUUGAUGAUGUAUCUUGAUUUAUCUAUCGAUCAUGGUUUUGAUGUCUUGAAAUGGAGUGUUAUAUGAUUUUAUGAGUGGGAAUGUGAAUGACUGAAUACUAACCAUCCCACCCCACACGAUGCUAACACUCGUGAACCAGGGAAGUGAAAUUAGAUCAGAGUAGUUUUAAUUGUGACUUCCAGACUUCACCCUGACCCCAUUAUUGGCUUAUUCCGCGCUUUAAAUUAAGCAUUGAACAUGAAAAAUGGCGAUUUUUGUUACAGAAUCGUUUUAAAUGCACGGGCUGAUGGCCAAAACUAAGCAACAAGUUGUGGUAUUUUUAUUUGGAUGUUCUUUACCAAAUAUUCGGGAUUCUCUGGCUUUCUCUAACUAACUAGGUCGCUGGUGAUACCUGCUAGAAACCUUUCCCACUUCCAUAGUACUAGAUACCUCUGCUCGGCGAGUGAUUUUAUUUUUUAAAUUUAAUUAUGAGGAGUAGUGGGGAGCUGGGAUGGUAGCCAGUGUCGUAGAUGUUCUUCAGCUUUCUGCAUUAGACUUGGAACAGUUUCAAUUACCAAUUACAAAUAAAUUUUAGAUAUCUGCUUCUGGGUGGUCUUGGAUGUUGGAUUUUUGCCUGCGAUCUUCAACAAGCCUUGAUGUUGGACUAUGAGCAGUAGUUUGAAGUUCUGGACGUGUUUUUGCUUCUUCAACGUGUUCCAGAUGGCCUUGACUAUUUUGAGGCUCUCGGUGACCAUAAGAUUUCUACGUGGUUCCCUGAUAGCGAGCAUGUGAGACCUGUAGGUGCAGAUACGUGGGCAUUAUAUUUAUUUAACUGGAUGUCCUUGGUUACAUCACCCAUUCCUCUGAUUGUAGGAUCGGCUACACAGAUUGAGACGUUCACCCUAAGAUUUCAUAUCCUUACAUCUAGUAUAUAAUUAUUGAAGUGAAUCAAAUUGCUGAUGCACUCUCAACUAUCUCUUUGAUACACAAUAGUUGUUUCUGCCCUCAUUUUGUCGAUCAUCUUUCUAAUGAACCUCUGGUUUCCCUCCUGCACCUUGCCCUCUGAAACAAGAUUCAGUAAGUAAGAAGUUGUCGGCCACCUUCAAGAAGAGUUAUAAAUUCAAUUUUGCCAAUCUGGGAAAAUGGUUAUCUUCUUUUUGGUUGUUUGGCUCUCAGUAUCUAUUAUGGUAAUGAAGAAACCGGCUGAAUGCAAAAUAGCAGUGUAUUUGAUGAAGGAAAGCCUGUAGGCUAUCAGACAGAAAAUAAUAGAUGGGUAAGUUGGGUUCUUGAAGGAAACUGAAUGCGGAGUUGCAAUUUGAGGUAGGCUUGUCCUUUUGGACAAUUAAACCAGUAGAUGUAUUUAAUGUUUCACCUUUUUUUUUUUUUUGAUAUUCGUUGGAACACAUUUGAUUGGGUAUGUGUUGCUCUUACAAUAGGUUGAUGCAUCUACUGAUUGACCCUGUUUAGUGGGAUUUUCAUCCGGAGUCUUCAACAAAGCAAGUGAUCAUGAUGUGCAAUUGGUCACUAUUCAAAGCUGGAGGCUCUGGAGUUCCCCAGUGCUGCCUUGUAGUUAUUAUAUGGGUCUGCUAUAACUGUUCUUUUUUGGAUGAACUCUCCUCUUGGAGUUAUGAUGAUUGGAGCUGUACAACCUUUCUUGGAUUAUUUGUUGCUGAUGUGAUGUGGUCUGCAGCAGUAUAGAAGAAAACCAACAGUGUCAUGGCCUGUUUGACGGGUGAUUAACAUGCCUUUUGCUGGCUUUAGGAUGUUUGCUAAAAUCCUUCCUAUAUGCAGGUGCUUUAAGCUUGUUUCCAGAUUCAACAUUGUGUUGCAUUGGAGGAUACUAUUUUUCCAUGGCAGAGGUUGCAACUUAUUCCAAGCCUCAACAAAUUGGGACAGAAGAAAAUCAACAUAUGACAUGCAGGGGAAAGGAGAUAAGAACCAUGUACACGGAGCAGUUAGAUUCUCAGUAUUUGACUUUUGAGAAAUCAAAUGACCCCAAGGAAUUGUUGGAGAUGGGACAUAUGCAAUAUGGAUGUGCACAUUAUAGGCGAAGGUGCCGCAUCAGAGCUCCUUGUUGUAAUGAGAUCUUUGAUUGUCGUCAUUGCCAUAACGAAAUAAAGAAUAGUAUUUGUGUUGAUCAGAAAGAAAGGCAUGAGAUCCCACGCCAUGACGUCAAUCAGGUUAUAUGCUCACUUUGUGGAACUGAACAGGAGGUUCGACAAGAAUGUAUAAACUGUGGUGUGUGUUUCGGGAAAUAUUUCUGUGAGACAUGCAAGCUGUUUGAUGACGAUACAUCUAAGAAGCAGUAUCAUUGUAAUGGCUGUGGAAUUUGUAGGAUUGGGGGGCGUGAGAACUUCUUCCACUGCCAUAAGUGUGGUUGCUGCUAUUCAAAUGUUAUAAAAAAUAGUCACCCCUGCAUUGAAGGAGCAAUGCACCAUGACUGUCCUGUUUGCUUUGAGUAUCUAUUCGAUUCUACAAACGAUGUUACCGUCAUGCCAUGUGGACACACUAUCCAUCAAAAUUGCUUGAAGGAGAUGAGAGAUCACUUUCAAUAUGCUUGCCCCCUCUGCUCCAAGUCUGUUUGUGAUAUGUCUAAGGUGUGGGAAAAAUAUGACAUGGAAAUUGCAGCUACUCCAAUUCCAGAACCAUACCAAAAUAAAAUGGUUUGGAUUCUCUGCAACGACUGCGGUAAGACGUCGAAGGUGCAGUAUCAUAUUGUGGCUCAGAAGUGCUUAAACUGCAAAUCCUACAACACCAGACAGACCAGAGGCUAAGUAUGUGGAUAUGGAGGCCACAUCCCAACAUCCUGCAGCUCUGAAAUGCUUCCAUCUGGCUAUUCAAGCUCCAUUUCCAGCUGUGACUUUUUCAGAAGAGCCACACUCGUCAUUGUCGAGCGAUGGGAACAACAUGGUUCUGCAGCGUCCUUCACUCGGGGAAAGACGAUAUCAUGUCACUUUCACUUGAUCGCGCAUUUUUUCUGUUCUUUGUUUGGUUGAUAUUUUGUAUUCUAUUUCUACCUCUAUCAUUAUAUUUGUUGGUGCCUGUAUUUGUUGUAUUUGUCCCCUCGCUUAGAAGACAACUUUGUAUUGUAAACAAGGGCAGUAAAUUGCAUUGCAUUGCAUUUGAUUUGGUCUUCA
This is a messenger RNA of Momordica charantia (bitter melon), 3709 nucleotides long. The record is from RefSeq and is a predicted model, not a curated record. NCBI's taxonomy places the organism in Eukaryota, Viridiplantae, Streptophyta, Magnoliopsida, Cucurbitales, Cucurbitaceae.